UAGACGGCGCCAUAUUCGAACACAGGUCACAGUAUCAUAGCAACGGGUUUGUUUGUGUUUUUUCCCUAAAACCCGGUGAGACGAUUAAUAUUUCUUACAAAUCGAUGAACAGAGGUGAUGUACUCAACGAUGAGCCGCGUCGAACAUCUGACUGACCGUGUCGAAGCUUUACAACUCGACAGAAGAAAAAACAUUGAAAAGAAACGUCAAGAAAGGAUAUUCAACGACAGAGUUCGCACGAGCGGAGUUGACAGGGUAGCUAUUGACUAUCAGGUUAAAGAAAGAAGAGAGAAAGAGCAACGAGAAGCGGAUGAACGUGAAGCCUACGCGAAUGACCUCAUCUGUGAUGAUCGUGCCGCUUGUGUCCUGGAGCAGCGACAGAAGAAAGAUGAGCGCCUCCUGAAUGAAGCCAUCGUUCAGUUCAGACAACAGUUCCAACAGGCCAGCUGCAGACGCGAGUUUGACCUGAACGACCCAGAGCUGCUGAAGAAACAGGAGGGGAUGAAGAUACUACCAGAGCUGACAGGAGAGGAUUCAUCCAGUAAGGAGAGACAGAAAAAGCAGAAGGAGCAGCUCAGAGGAUGGUGCAUACAGCAGCAGCAAGAACGAGAACAAACAAAACAACAGCUAAAACAAGAACUGCAUCAGUAUGAUCAAAGCAGACUUUCUUUGGACAACCGAGCUGUUGAAUUGGAGAAGAUGGAGAAGCAAUUCAGGAGAGCGGCAACCACUGCCACCAAAGACUAUAACUUGUCAUUGGCUGCAGAAAUUGCACAAAGACGUUUGCAAGAGCAUCGUGAGGAGGAAGAAAACAACCGGACGGACAUUGUGAACCACCUGAACGGAGACCUGCUGACUGAAAACCCAGCACAGAGUGCUAGUGUGCUGGGUCCGUCUCGCCUCCGCAGGGACUGUUAUAAGGGAAUGAGCCCAAAAGAGCUUGAACAAUACACUCUCGACCAGCAGCAGCAGGCAGCAGAGAAGAAGCAAGCUUGCAUGGAGCAAAGGGAGAAGGAGAGGAAGGAGUAUAACUUGCGAAUGGCAUCAGCUCGUGCCGCACUGCUGCUUGAAAGACAACAGGAGCGGGCCAAUAAGGAGCUGCGUAGGGCAUUGGACAACACCAACGCCCAGCUGGCCCAGGCCCACAGUGCUCAAUCCGGCAUUACACUGACAAAACUUCCUGGUCCCUUGACAGUUAGUGGACCAGAGUGGGCUCAUCUAUCAGUGCAGCCUAGACUUUGAUCACACUUCAAACCUGAGGCCGGCUGUGGGGGAUUAACACAACCCCACUUUGCUUUUGAAGUGCCAUUCACCGACUCCGAUGGCAGAAAGGGGGAAUUAAUGUUUUGUACGUUCUUUGCUCCACGCAGCCAAAGUCUUAUGAAGCCAAACAUACACUACGACUCAAGCCUGUUGCCAUGUGCUUAAUACAGGAGCAUUACUUUUUAUGACACUCUGCCAUGGAUACUAAAUAAGACUAGGUGUGUGAAUUACCAUUUUCCCUGAAUUAAGUGAGAAUCAUAAAACUCAUUUGAACAAAGUCUUGCGCAAACUCAGAAUCUAGAAGGUGUAUAAAAUUUAAUGCACUGCUCUUUUCCGCUUUCUCAUGGUUGCUGGUUUUUGGUCAAGACUUUGUGCACAUCUGACAAAACGUCUAGAUAUCGAACAU
Triplophysa dalaica is the source of this 1669-nucleotide messenger RNA. RefSeq names its product RIB43A domain with coiled-coils 2 (gene ribc2). The transcript has 7 exons. NCBI's taxonomy places the organism in Eukaryota, Metazoa, Chordata, Actinopteri, Cypriniformes, Nemacheilidae. The coding region runs from base 118 to 1242 and encodes 374 amino acids. The record is from RefSeq and is a predicted model, not a curated record.